Molecule: messenger RNA, 279 nt
Organism: Aspergillus viridinutans
Lineage: Eukaryota; Fungi; Ascomycota; Eurotiomycetes; Eurotiales; Aspergillaceae
Exons: 2
Coding region: 1-279 (92 amino acids)
Molecular function (GO): oxidoreductase activity
Source: RefSeq, a predicted model, not a curated record
AUGGAGGUCCUAGAACACUGGAAUGCUUGGGAAGUCACCGACCUCCUAGCCCAGUUCAAAGAAUGCUGCGACCUGGCCGUCCUGCUGGUCCUGAGCAAUGGGACCCCAGAGGACUCCUUUAACUUUUUCAAUGUUCAUAUCAUGACUGUUGUCCACGCGUUGCGAGUAUUAUGGCAUUACUUCCUCAUGGACUGCCAUGUCUCCAUCUUGAAACAGUAUGCGCUCUUUGGAAUCAUGACCUAUAUCUACCAGUUGCGGCCCCGCUUCUCCCUUAACUAG